Galdieria sulphuraria is the source of this 1081-nucleotide messenger RNA. RefSeq lists its product as uncharacterized. The record is from RefSeq and is a predicted model, not a curated record. Bases 63 to 533 code for a protein of 156 amino acids. NCBI's taxonomy places the organism in Eukaryota, Rhodophyta, Bangiophyceae, Galdieriales, Galdieriaceae. The transcript has a single exon.
UCUAAUUCCAAUGAGCAUUGUCAUUGUCGUUUCUGUUCAUUGGCCGUUACAAUUUUUUGAAUAUGCGUCUGUCUCCUGCAAAGCGAAUGGACAUAACUCCUUCUAAGCUUGGAACGCCCUCAAGAGUACGAGCUUUUGAUAGUGAUACUAAUAAGAAUGCACCAUUUUCGCCAAUAUCACAGUUACAUACUCCAAGAAGAAUUCUUGGUGGGAAGCCUUCAGAAGCAAAGAUGGAGAACGAUGAGCAUAAUUCACAAGGUUCGAAAAUAACGCUUAGUGCUGUGAAAGCUUCUCCAAGACAAAAGAAAGAACUUGGCAGUGAUACAAUAUUAAGUCCCGUUCGCUAUUCAACCAGAAUAAAGCAGAAAAGAGAAGGAAACGUUUCAACUCCAGAUAGCAACAGAGUAAAGCAAUAUCUCCAACAAAGUGGCUACACAUAUGCUCCCAACAAGUACGUGAAAGAAGGAUUUCAUUUGGAGAGCAAUGAAUUCCUUAAGAAUAAGGAAGAGAAUGCUGAAACAUCGAAUCCUUGAUGAAAAUAUUGGAAAGUCAAAACAUUUGUUGGCAUCGUAUAGCAACGAGUUGAAGCAAUUCUUUGAAACUUUGCAAAUAUUAAUAAACUAGUGAAUAUAUGGAAACAAUACAGCUCUGGAGAUUCUUCCUCGAGAAGUUGGAGUUGUGUUGAAACGGAUUCAACGUUAGUUCAUACGAGAAAUAUUUCUCAAAUUCACAAAACAAAUCAAUAAGGAGUCUUUACAAGGGCACAAACGCAGUCCAUUCCUACUUCCUUUCACUGAAAGCAAGGAUAUAACCACCAUUUUUUAGUUUCGCACAGUCACUAUUCUAGAGAAUUCAAGCACUCCUGGAAGAAACUUCAAAAGUACCGUUUCAAAUUCCAAUCAAAGCCAUCCGCUAUCCGCACGACAAUUAGACACGACUUGGUUGAUGGCACCAAAGCCCUCAACACACGUAUAUUUUCCUUUCGAUGUGAUGAGGAUUUCCAUUCUAUUUGUUACUUGAUGAAGGAAAAAAUACUACUCUGUGACUUUUGUACGAAAGAAAUAAAUAAUACGAUAUGGAA